This is a messenger RNA of Lutzomyia longipalpis, 898 nucleotides long. RefSeq names its product small ubiquitin-related modifier 3 (gene Sumo). Gene Ontology annotation, cellular component: nucleus. The record is from RefSeq and is a predicted model, not a curated record. Gene Ontology annotation, biological process: protein sumoylation. The transcript has 3 exons. Lineage: Eukaryota; Metazoa; Arthropoda; Insecta; Diptera; Psychodidae. Gene Ontology annotation, molecular function: protein tag activity; ubiquitin-like protein ligase binding. The coding region runs from base 138 to 419 and encodes 93 amino acids.
GCGUAUUCUUCUUCGCUGAGAGCGUGUGCUGUGCCGUGAAAGUUUUAGUCCGUUUUUGAGACGCAUUUUUCGCUGCAGAUCCAGCAAUUUCCACUUUAUUCACAUAGUCCAGGUGUUUUCCAACAAAUUAGACAAAAAUGGGUGAUGAGAAAAAGGACAACAAGCUGGGAGAGUCUGAGCACAUUAACUUGAAAGUACUCGGACAGGAUAACGCCGUUGUGCAGUUUAAGAUCAAGAAACAUACACCCCUGAGGAAGCUGAUGAAUGCUUACUGCGAUAGGGCGGGCCUGUCCAUGCAAGUCGUCCGAUUCCGCUUCGAUGGACAACCCAUCAAUGAGAACGAUACCCCAAAUACCCUGGAGAUGGAGGAGGGCGACACAAUUGAGGUGUACCAACAGCAGACAGGUGGCACCAACUAACUCCCUGACGUCGGGGGUAUACAGACGAAUCGCUAUUAAUUUUAUUGAUAAAAAUACAUCUCAUAUAAGAUCAGCAGGAUAAUUCGAGCGUGGGUGAACUUUUUUUUUGCUCUUUUCAUUUUGAUUCAAACUUAAGAAGAAAAAAAAAACAAACAAAAAAUGAACAUUCCCAUCGAAGAGGGAUCUUUUGUAAGAAGAGCGUUAAAUAAUGGAAUUUCUUGGAGUGUGAGGGGAAUGAUAUGACUUCCUGUCUUAAGAUUAAUUUAAUUUUUUUUUCAUUCAAAUAAAUAGAGAACUUUUUUUUUAAAACAAUAAUUCACCAAAAUAUUGGCAGUGUAGCGAAUUUACUUGCAGCUGACUCAUCGGCACCGAUUCACAUUCGGAUCUAUUGCAGAAGUUAAUCGGGCGCCUGUAGUGUCGCCUGCAAAUUGUAUUUCUUUUCCUGAACUUCAAAUAAAUGGAUUCAAGAGUAAACUGAA